UGUGUCACAUUCGGCAUCGGCAAUCGGCAUGUAAACAUAACCCAACUUUAUGUUUUCUAGACAACUAUUUUAUAUUCACAGAAACAUUUUUAAAAACUGGUCCAAGAUGAGUACAUUUGCACAGAAAUUAAACCCCAUUACAGGAACCAUUGAUUGGGUUGUUCAGGAUGCCAACUACGACUAUCAUCAAGAAAUUGCGAGAGCAGCCUUUGCAGAUAUGUUACAUGAUACUGAAAGAAACCAAAAGUAUGAACAAGCAUUGAAGAUAGCUAUUGAUAAAGUACAUUCGAAUGGCAACAAAGCUAAUGUUUUAGAUAUUGGAACAGGUACAGGUCUGCUAAGUAUGAUGGCAGUUAGAAACGGAGCUGAUUCAGUAACAGCUUGUGAAGCGUUUAAACCAAUGGGUGAAUGUGCAAAACAAAUAAUUGCCCAAAAUGGUUAUGCCGACAGAAUAAAAGUCAUCCCCAAAAUAUCUUUUGACGUAACUGUAGGUGAAAAAGAAGACAUGGAAAAAAGGUGCAAUAUCUUAGUAACUGAAGUAUUUGAUACUGAACUGAUAGGUGAAGGAGCCCUGAAUAUCUUUCUACAUGCAGUUGAAAAUUUGUGUGAGUCUGACUGUAUUAUUAUACCUCAGUCUGCAAAUUUGUAUGUCCAGGUAGUGGAGUCACCUGCAGCUCAAAAUUGGAAUAGGGUUAAGGAUGUAUUUUGUGAUGAGGGAAAACUUCUUCUUAAAGUACCAGAAUCCAUCAAAAACUGCGCAGGAUCCUCAGCAGUACACGACAUUCAACUAAGCCAAUUCCCUCGGACUUCAUUCAACACCAUAAUAUCUCCCACUCCUAUCUGCACAUUUAACUGGUCAUCUUCACUACCUUUUAAGAGACUACACUCUAUAGAAACUAGAAUAGAACGAGAUGGGAAGGCUCAAGUGGUGUUUAUGUGGUGGGACCUCCAAAUGGACUGUGAAGGGAAGGUGUUGUUAAGUUGUGCACCUAUCUGGGCACAUCCUGACGGUAGGAACAAGUCUGCUGAGGAGAUACCUUGGAGGGACCAUUGGAUGCAAGGCGUAUAUUACUUACCAAAAGAAAUAGAUGUGAAGAAAGACGAAAAAUACAUAGUACACUGUGGAGUAGAUGAAUAUUCUUUGUGUUUUAACAUGGAAAAUGUUAAGAGUAAUGUUAUAACAAGUACACUAGACCCCCCUGUUUGUAAUUGUGGAUUACAUAUUAGCUUUUCAAGAACUAGGAUAGGACAAAUGAGCGAUUCUAGGAGGAUAAAAAAAUAUGUAGCACUUUUCGAAGAACAUUUAGACAAAGAUAGUUCAAUUUUAGUUUUAGGAGAUAGCUUUUACUCUGCCUUAGCUGCUGUUAAGUUAGGAGUGAAAAAAAUGUACUUUUUAGAGUCAAAUAAGAUGUCUCGAGGUAUAUUAUUAGAUUAUAUCAAAGCAAAUGACCUAGAAAAUAUAAAGAUAAUAGAAUCAUUAGAAGAAUUGAAAGCGACAGAUUUAAGUGAUGUAAAUGUAGUACUAGCAGAACCGUAUUUCACUAGCAGCAUUUUACCAUGGGAUAAUCUACGGGUUUUGUAUUUAUUUAGGGAGAUAAGAGAUCAGUUGUCCCGUGACGUUAGUAUAUUUCCAAAAAAAGCGGUGAUCAAGGCAGUUCCAGUACAUUUUAAGGAUUUGUAUAAGAUUCGCAGUCCUUUGGAUACUUGUGAGGGAUUUACAAUGGGUGCAUUUGAUAAAUUGAUUGAGCGGUCGAGUAAGGUAGACGAUAUUGUAGAAGCUCAGCCUCUAUGGGAGUAUCCUGGUAUAGCUCUAAGUGAAGGACAUGAACUGUUUUCAUUUAAUCUCAUUAAUUCAAUUGAGCAAGCUGAAUACGAUGGAUCAUUUAAUAUCAAAAGUGAUCUGGUGUGUAACGGUAUCGCCGUAUGGAUUGACUGGUACCUCACUGACUCCACGAAGAGCAACAUCACGACAGGACCUAUUUCUCCUGUGGUUGUCGGAGAAAAAAUCGAUUGGGAUAUGCAUACACGACAGGGCGUUACCUUAUUCCCGGGAAAACUUGCAACGCAAAUAGAUUUUUCCUUCAGGAUAGACUUUAAAGAAGGAAAUAUAGUCUUUAAGUGCAAUUAAAAUAAACGAAAACAUAUUUCCUACACAGAGUGUGCCAAAAGUACCGGAAAGGUAAAAUAAUUUAAGAAGUGAACAUCGGAUCGAAACACUGAAAACGCGUGGACAAUAUUUUUCAAAAAUCUAUCGAAUGACACCAAAUACGAGCCCCCAGACCACCCCUUGGAGGUGCGGUGGGGUACCUUUAAAAUCUUAAAUAGGAACCCCCAUAUUUAUUGCAGAUUUGCAUUCCUUACGUAAAAAUAAGAAACUUUUAUUCGAGACAUUUUUCGAAUUGUGGAUAGAUGACGCUAUAAUCGGAAAAAACGAUUUAUCGUGAUACCCUAGGUAAAUUAUAGAAGCGGUCUUAUAUCUCGAGAAGUUCACUUCCAAAUGAAAAACAAAAAACACUUUAUUAAUAUUUUUCAAAAACCUAUCGAAUAACACCAAACAUUACCCUGCACUUCCACCCCCUGGGAGUGUGGUGGGGGUAACUUUAAAAUCUUAAAUAGGGACCCCCAUUUUUUAUUGCAGAUUUGUAUUCCUCAUGAAAAAAUAAGUAACAUUUAUUCUAACAUUUUUUUGGAAUUGUUGAUAGACGGCGCUAUAAUCGGAACAAUACGAUUUAUUAGAGCCAUCUAUCAACAAUUCUAAAAAAUGUCUCGAAUAAAAGUUGCUUAUUUUUACGCAAGGAAUCGAAAUCUGCAAUAAAAAAUGGCGGUUCCUAUUUACGAUUGUUUCCCCACCCCAAUCCAGGGGUGGAGUAAGGAGUCGUGUUUGGUGUCAUUCGAUAGGUUUUUGAAAAUAUUAAACAGGCGUUUUUUGGUUUUCAUUUGGGAGUGUAUUUCUUGAGAUAUUAGAGAGUUUCUAUAAUUUACGUAGGGUAUCACGAUAAAUCGUAAGAAAUCCAAGUCUUAAAUAAAAAUGGGGGUUCUUAUUAAGAUUUUAAAGUUACCCCACACCCUACCUCCAGGUGAUGGAGUGGAGGGUCGUGUUUAGUGUCAUUUGAUAGAUUUUUGAAAUUUUGAACAAGUAUUUUUCAGUUUUUCGAUCCGAUGUUCAUUUCGCGAAAUAUUCGACCGUCGCGGUACUUUUAGCAUCCCCUUGUUAAAAUAAAAUCAAUGAUCACUUAUGAUUUUUAAUUUUUAGUUGGAAUCUGCUACCAGUGCAAUUCAAAUAAAGAAAAAUAUUUUUUA
Molecule: messenger RNA, 3300 nt
Organism: Diabrotica virgifera virgifera (western corn rootworm)
Lineage: Eukaryota; Metazoa; Arthropoda; Insecta; Coleoptera; Chrysomelidae
Gene: Art7
Product: protein arginine N-methyltransferase 7
Exons: 5
Coding region: 50-2128 (692 amino acids)
Biological process (GO): peptidyl-arginine methylation
Molecular function (GO): protein-arginine N-methyltransferase activity
Source: RefSeq, a predicted model, not a curated record